AUGUUCGGCAGCGUCGCCCGCCAAACCGCCUUCCGCUCCACUCGAGCUGCCAACCAGGUGGCUCGCAACAACCUCGUCAGGCCCACUGUCGCUCCCAAGGCAAAGAUCGCCCCUGCUCUCACCCGUAAUGUCAACAUCUGGGCGCCCGACGUCAGCGAGAAGGUCUCGAGCAUGGACCACAGCUCUCUGCGCCAGCAGAACCCGGGCCCUCCCCCUCCCAUUGAGAAUGUCGGUGUCGACGCCGUUCUCCGCGAAAACCCCAACUCGCAAGACAACCACACGACGACGAUCUUCUCCGAGUUCUCCCUCGAGGGCAAGACGGCUGUCAUCUCUGGUGGUAACGGUGGUCUCGGUCUCGAGAUGGCCCUCGCCUACGUCGAGGCCGGCGCCAACGUCUAUGCAAUUGACAUCCCUCAAAGUCCCUCCGAGGAGUUCCGCAUCGUCGCUGAGCACUGCCGCAUCAUGAACAGGAACCUCAAGUACAUUCCCUGCUCAGUCACCGAUGACGCGCAGCUCAACGAGGUCAUGGAGGCCAUUACGGCCGACUCUGGCCGCAUGGACAUCUGUGUAGCUGCUGCAGGUAUCCUCCAGACGUACAACGCCCUCGACUACCCCGUCGAAGCCUUCAAGAAGGUCUUUGACGUCAACACCACCGGAGUCUUCCUCACUGCCCGUGCCGCUGCCCGUCAGAUGUACAAGAACCCCGACAUCCACGGCUCUAUCAUCCUCAUCGCCUCCAUGUCCGGCUCCAUUGUGAACCGCGACCACUACUGGGUCGCUUACAACGCCUCCAAGUCAGCCGUCCUCCAGAUGGCUCGUAAUUUGGCCGCAGAGUGGGGUCCUCAUGACAUUCGUGUCAACUGCAUUUCGCCCGGACACAUCCGCACGCGCAUGACGAGCGUCUACCUCGACGAGAACCCGCAUCUCCUCGCCAAGUGGUCCACCUCGAACCCCCUUGGCCGUAUCGGUCGCUCGGCUGAGAUCCGUGGUGUGGCCGUCUGGCUCGCCUCGCCCGCGUCGAGCUUCUGCAACGGCUCCGACGUCAUCGUGUCGGGUGGCCACCAGAUCUGGUAA
Jaminaea rosea is the source of this 1074-nucleotide messenger RNA. RefSeq names its product NAD(P)-binding protein. The record is from RefSeq and is a predicted model, not a curated record. Bases 1 to 1074 code for a protein of 357 amino acids. Gene Ontology annotation, molecular function: oxidoreductase activity, acting on NAD(P)H, oxygen as acceptor. Gene Ontology annotation, cellular component: intracellular anatomical structure. The transcript is spliced from 6 exons. Lineage: Eukaryota; Fungi; Basidiomycota; Exobasidiomycetes; Microstromatales.